This is a messenger RNA of Astyanax mexicanus (Mexican tetra), 3292 nucleotides long. RefSeq names its product tripartite motif-containing protein 16-like protein. The coding region runs from base 386 to 1957 and encodes 523 amino acids. Gene Ontology annotation, molecular function: zinc ion binding; protein binding. Lineage: Eukaryota; Metazoa; Chordata; Actinopteri; Characiformes; Acestrorhamphidae. The transcript has 7 exons. The record is from RefSeq and is a predicted model, not a curated record.
GACCCAAACGGGCAGGUGUUUAAACACCAUCCGCCGUCCCUCUGCACGUGUCUGGUCUUUUUUAUGAUUCUCAGCAUGUUUAUCACUUGCUCUUUCGUGCAAACAUAUCAUAGUGGUGGGCUGCUUCUGUACAAACAGACACGCCCACAGCUGUCGUCACGGUUCGCGCUGAGGAACCUAUUCUUUGGUUCUUGCUGCGAACGAACUUUCUUGGUAUCGGAACCUACUUUUGUUGGUGGAAACACGGCGAACGGUUCAAAACUAGGUUCGCAAACCAGAGCGGUGCCGGGUCCACGUCGGUGAAAAGCGCUAGAAGUCCCUCCCGCUCAGUUCAGAGUAAGUAUUCUCUGAGUGCUGCUCUCUCUCAGUCUAGAAGUGCAGGAAAAUGGCAGAAGCCAGUAUUUCAGUAGAUCACGAUCAGUUCAACUGUCCAGUCUGUCUGGAUCUGCUGAAGGAUCCAGUAACUGUUCCCUGUGGACACAGUUUCUGUAUGGUGUGUAUUAAUGGCUGCUGGGAUAAGGAGGAUCGGUGGGGGAUCUACAGCUGCCCCCAGUGCAGAGAGACCUUCACUCCAAGGCCUGUUCUACGCAAAAACAACAUGCUGGCUGAAGUGGUGGAGAAACUGAAGAAGAACACAGAACUCCAAGCUGCUUCUCCUGCUCCCCGUUACGCUGGAGCUCACUAUGAAGUUCCUGCUUGGAAGAAGCACAAUCUGGUUAAAGCGUCCACCCAGCUCCAAGAGAAGAUCUGCUCUCAGCAUGACAGACUGAUCGAGAUCUACUGUCGUACUGAUCAGAGAUCUAUCUGUUAUUUAUGUACAAUGGAGGAACAUAAAGACCAUGAUACAGUUUCAGCUACAACAGAAAGAACUGAGAAACAGAAUCAGCUGAAAGAGAUGCAGGAGAAACUCCAGCAGAGAAUCCAGGAGAAUCAGAAGAAUCUACAGGAGCUGGAACAGACUGUAAACACUCUUAAGGUCUCUGCACAAGCAGCAGUGGAGGACAGUGAGAGGAUCUUUACUGAGCUGAUCCGCUCCAUUGAGAAAAAGCGCUCUGAGGUAACAGAGCUGAUCAGAGAUCAGGAGAAGGCUGAACUGAGUGGAGCUGAAGAACUCCUGGAGAAACUGCAGCAGGAGAUGGCUGAUCUGAAGAGGAGACACACUGAGCUGGAGCAGCUUUCACACACAGAGGAUCACAUCCAUUUCCUCCAGAGUUUCCAGUCUCUCUGUGUCUCUUCUGGAUCUGAUGACUCUCCCAGCAUCACUGUCCAUCAACAUCCCUCAUUUGACGGAGUGAGGAAAUCUCUCUCUGAGCUGAAAGAGCGACUAGAGGAAUUCUGCAGAGAGGAAUUCAGGAAAAUUCAUUUACAGGCUGAAGCAUUUCAGAUUUUACCCUCACAACCAAAAACCAGAGAAGAUUUUCUGCAGUAUUUUGUUCAGCUGACUCUGGAUCCAAACACGGCAUACAAUUCUCUCAUUUUGUCUGAGGACAACAGAGUGGUGAAAUAUACGGGAACAGUACAGCCAUACUCUGAUCAUCCAGAGAGAUUUACUAACUCUUUUCAGGUGUUGUGUAAGGAGAGUCUGUGUGGACGCUGUUACUGGGAGAUUGAGUGGAACAGAAGGUGGUUUGGGGGGUUUAGUGUAUCAGUUUCAUAUAAAGAAAUUAGCAGGAAAGGACGGGGUAAAGAUUGUUCGUUUGGACGCAACAGUCAGUCCUGGAGUCUACACUGUUCCCCCUCUCUUUGUUUUAACCACAACAACAAAGAGACCUAUCUCUUAUCUCCACCAUCCUCCAGAAUAGGAGUGUAUGUGGAUCACAGUGCAGGAACUCUGUCCUUCUACAACGUCUCUGAUACAAUGACCCUCCUACACACACUCCACACCACAUUCACUCAGCCCCUCUAUGCUGGAUUCUGGGUUUUUAGAGGAACUGUGAGGUUAUGUGAUAAAAACUGAUGUGUGUGUUAAAUAUUGUAGAUGAUAAAAUAAUCUCCUAUAUUUCUGUUUUAUUAAUGAACUGAGAUAUAAAUAUAAAUCAUAUAUCUUUCAGCUCAUCAGAUGAAGAUGAUUCUUCUCCACAGAGCUGAAAUCACUUUCUCUCAGUCUCUCUGCUGGUUGAGUGUUUAAACAGAUGCAGAUAAAGAGCUGAAAGUGUUGUCAGUAACACAGCUGAUGGAAAAUGAAGCAUUAGAUUAGGAUGUGAAUGAGUUCUUUCACAGCAGUGCUUCAGAUAGUUUUUACUUCUGAAUGAGUGUUUACUAAAGCAGCUUCUAGAUGUGAACUGGGAAUAAAUAGGAAAUAAAUCCACUAAGAAUAAUAUUUUAUAUUUUUAUAUCUGUGCUGGUAUUUAAUAAGAUCAGCACUAAGUUUAUUAAUCCUGGGUGUGUUUUCUGUUUCUGCUACUGAUGGAUUAAAUUCAGAUCAGUGUCGUGUCUAGUCUCUGGAUAUGGAGUUGUAUUCUCAGGUCUUUGUUCAUUAGAGUGUCGUCUGAAGAAGGAUAAAGUUGCUUUUCUUUGUGUCUCUUUAGUAAAUAAGAUAAAAUCAGGGGAGCGUUUCCUGAUAACGAUUAAUCUUGAUGGUUUACGAACAACUUUAAGAACAAUGUAAUUUAAGAACAGCAGGAUUAGAAGUGUUUCCUAAACAUCAGUAAAUCUGUGAAAAAGUUUGAAAGAGUUCUUUGUUGCCUCUGAAUCUGCACAGGAAACUGAACCUCUAAUUUGCAUACAGAUUUUUACAUCAGGUCAGUGAUUUAUUUUUAAAAACUAAUAACCAAUCAGUGAAAUGAUUUAACACUAGAAAUCUCAGAAUUCUGUAAUUACUAGGAUUACUGUCUUUAUGAGCAUUUGAAAUUUAAAAGCCUAUGUAUAAAAUAAUCUAGAAAAAUGCAUUUUUAUUUUAAUAUAGAUGGCAAAAAAGGUCAGAAAGUGUUUUUUUAUUGUUUAUUUACUGAUAAAAUGAAUCAUGCUGUGCUAGUUUAAUAACAAAUAUGUGGAUAUGUUUUGUUUUUCUAUAAAAUCAAAUAAAGACAAUAUCUUGCAAAUAUAAAGAACAAUAUUAUUGAAAAAGUGUGUUUUCACUACAAAGUAUAAGCUAAUUUACAUAAAUUAAAAACAGCAAUCUAUUAUUCAGCAGGUUAUCAUGAAAAAGUAAUAAUGUUUCUAAUUAUUUUGUUUGUUUUGUGAUCUUCAUGCACUCUGACAUACAGCUAGACUACUUUUGUAUUAUUGAACUAACAAUAAAUUAGAGUAAUUAUACAAUUAUAAUCUAAUAAACACAUUAUUUUAUCUAUAA